UCUCUGAUCCAUUGCUUCAGUAGAUGGCGGUAAUGCUCAAUGUGUGAUUGCGAGCCACCAGUAAAAAAAACGAAUAAGGAGAAGAAGAAGAAGCGGAGACGCAGCGAGAUUUUUUAGUCUGUGGUGUGAAUGCGUGCGCGCGCUGUAUCCUGGUCAUGUCACUGAAAGAGUUAUGAGGUCUGCUCAGUACCACACAGCAAUUCGUCCCGUCCUGUCCUACAAGUGAAGUUGAUCGAGUUUAUGAAAGAACAGUGAGAACAUGAGUGAUCCAGAACCCAGCAGAAUAAAAUCUGAAGCUACUGAAAAACAAAGAGACCCGGUGAAAGAGAAUGAAGAGAGUGAACAACUGUACACAAGUGAAGUAGAGGAGAAACAUCAUGUCAAAAGCAGAGAAAGUAAUUUUUUACAGAAAAGAAGAGCCAAAAAAUAUUUCACCUGCUCUCUGUGUGGAAAGAGUUUCUCAUGCAAACAAAGUCUUAAAUUUCACCUGAGAGUUCAUACUGGAGAGAAGCCGCACACAUGUGAUCAAUGUGGGAUGAGUUUUGCACGAAAAGAAACCCUUGUUACUCACAUGAAAAUCCACACUGGAGAGAAACCGUACGCAUGCGAUCAGUGCGGGAGGAGAUUUGCGCAGGCAAGAACUUUUAAAUUACAUCUGCGUUCUCAUUCUGGAGAAAGGCCAUAUAACUGUGAUCAGUGUGGAAAAAGCUUUUCUUAUGGAGAUUCCCUGAAGAGCCACCUAAAAGUUCACACAAAGGAGAAGCCUUAUGUGUGUUCUUUGUGUGGAAAGAGUUUUCCACGACUGGGUGCUUUUAAAUUACACCAGAAAAGGCACAGCGGUGUGAAAGAUCAUAUGUGCUUUGAUUGUGGGAAAACCUUCAUUACAUCUGAUAAACUGAAACGACACCAGAUAAUCCACAGCGGAGAAAAACCUUACAACUGUUCACAAUGUGACAAGAGAUUCAGUCAGUCAGAACAUCUGAAAAGACAUAAGAUGAUCCACACUGGAGAAAAGCCACACAGUGUGGGAAGUGUUUCACAUGUGUAAGUGCUCUUAAAUCACAUCUGCUUUCUCAUUCUGGAAAAAGACCGUUGUAAAAGAGACCCCUGCCUUCUAAUGAAAUCUUCUGAACUUGUUCUGAAAAACAGGACUGAGAUCUUUGUCAACCCACUUUCUAAAUGCCAAAGAGACUAUCUUUAAUAUUAAAGACAUUCUAAGACUACUUUAGUUUCAUUUCAGUUAAGACUCUUGUGGGUUAGUUCAGUUACAGCCAGUUCAAUUGAGCACUGGACAAUUCAAAUAUUGAUUUUGUUAAAUUUCCUAUGAAUUCAAAUGUUAAUAUCCUUUGAGCUUCCCUUUAACUGUGUGAUCAGUGAUGCAAUAAAAAGAUUCCACUUAUA
This is a messenger RNA of Onychostoma macrolepis, 1401 nucleotides long. Its product is annotated as gastrula zinc finger protein XlCGF8.2DB-like. Bases 260 to 1048 code for a protein of 262 amino acids. The record is from RefSeq and is a predicted model, not a curated record. Gene Ontology annotation, molecular function: RNA polymerase II cis-regulatory region sequence-specific DNA binding; DNA-binding transcription factor activity, RNA polymerase II-specific. Gene Ontology annotation, biological process: regulation of transcription by RNA polymerase II. The transcript is spliced from 3 exons. NCBI's taxonomy places the organism in Eukaryota, Metazoa, Chordata, Actinopteri, Cypriniformes, Cyprinidae.